AUGAGAUUUUCCAGGUUGAUUGUGAUCCACUUUUGUUUGGCGGCAACCCAAGUGUCUGCCUUUCAGAGUAUUUCGGUAUCUUGCCGUCGGGCAUCCCUGAGCCUUCACCGUCAUGAUGGCUUGGCUUCUAUAGAAAUUGCAAGAACGGGGCCUUCGUUGCCCAUGGCUUCCACCUCAUCUGAUUCGACCGAUACAGCCAAUGGAUCUGUCUUUUCUUCGGAAGAGCUUCAGUUUCUGGAGAAUACCUUUGCAGACGCUGUCAAGGAUGCUCAAGCCUUGAAAUCUACCUUGCUGGAACAAUUGCCUACCAUGAACCCUGCCAUUAUUAUGAAAUUGAAGCAAUCUCUGGCAGAUCCCAAUGAAACCGUCCAGGCUGUUGCCAAUGCUUUGGGAAGUGUUCUAGAAGCACAACUGGAACAAGCCCGUGAUAUUCUCAAGUCUCUACUGGACGCGGGAGAAAUUCGCAAAAUGGACGCCCUGAUUGGCAAGGCGGCACGAGAUGGAAAAUUGGAUGCCGCCUUUUUCUCCGUCUUGCAAAUGAAUCUACAAAAUGCCGCCCAAGAGGCAGCCGCUGCCGCGGAAGAAGGAGAAGCCAGUCGCGUCCAAGUACUGCAACAUGUCUACACGAGAUGCCAAGAAGAAGUAGAAAAGAAUGUACCCCCGGGUAUUGCCUUACUCAACAAAUUGCUCCGUACCGAAAUCGAUUCCAUUCGCGCCAAUCAACUAAAACAUUAUCUGUGUCCUCAACCCAAUGUCAUUACCGCUCCGGAUGGAACCGAAAUUCAACUGGAAGGGGAACCACGCAUCCUGGUGCCACCGCCUCUGUUGGUCGAUGCCAUUGGCAAUGCCAUCAAACAAAUUCGGACCGUCGAAAAGGCGGGAGGAACCGAUCCAGCCUCGGCGGCCAACAUGGUCGAAUCGGUUCGACAAGUGGCCAAGGAAGCCCGCAUCAUUAUUGGAGAAAACUAUGGGAUCGAGUCGGAGGCACUCCAAGAAUUUGAAGAAGGCUUGCAACCCGUGUUUCGACCAGAUUCCCCCGAGAGUGUCUACAUCAAGGGGGAGUAA
Molecule: messenger RNA, 1065 nt
Organism: Seminavis robusta
Lineage: Eukaryota; Bacillariophyta; Bacillariophyceae; Naviculales; Naviculaceae
Source: the annotation of a GenBank genome assembly